Messenger RNA from Hemiscyllium ocellatum (epaulette shark), 618 nucleotides. It is a transcript of the gene npffl, whose product is annotated as neuropeptide FF-amide peptide precursor like. Lineage: Eukaryota; Metazoa; Chordata; Chondrichthyes; Orectolobiformes; Hemiscylliidae. Bases 202 to 465 code for a protein of 87 amino acids. Gene Ontology annotation, molecular function: neuropeptide hormone activity. The record is from RefSeq and is a predicted model, not a curated record. The transcript is spliced from 4 exons.
ACAAAGUUAAAAGUCACACAACACCAGGUUAUAGUCCAACAGGUUUAAUUGGAAGCACUAGCUCCGAAACUUUUAACUUUGUACACCCCAGUCCAACACCGGCAUCUCCAUAGCACGAAAAAGUACAAUUUAAAGUCUUAAGAAAAUGAAACAUGAGAGCACGCAGCCCUGAAUAUAAGGCAAGCUGACCAAAGAUUAGUGAUGAUUUUGGACGGGGAAGGGAACAAUGUAAGGAGACUGGCAGACGACCACACAGUGAGCUCACCAAUCAACUCUAUUGUCCACAUGCCUGGAAAGUUUGGCAGAAGUCCUUCCUUUGCCUUCCAGCCACAGAGGUUUGGCCGCGAAGCUCAAGCCUUCUCAGACUACAGCACUGAAGGUCGGAUACGUUCCAGAGGCUGGGAUGUCAUCCCGCCUCAGUUCUGGAACAUGGCAGUCCCACAGCGUUUCGGAAAGAAGAAAUAACAGCUCCUGAAAGGAGGCAAACAGUGGCAUUCCCCCGAAAAACAUCCCCACCUCAAUCACGGCCAGAUGUUUAAGACCCGACAACAGAGCGAGGCUUUUUGUCACAUUGGUCCUUUAACCCAAGUACAAAAUAUUUUAGUCCAUCAAACAUCU